Molecule: messenger RNA, 2226 nt
Organism: Oldenlandia corymbosa var. corymbosa
Lineage: Eukaryota; Viridiplantae; Streptophyta; Magnoliopsida; Gentianales; Rubiaceae
Source: the annotation of a GenBank genome assembly
AUGGCUUCUUCUUGCAUCUCUAUCUCUGACCUUCCUCCUGAGAUUCAUCCAAGUUCAGUUACCGCAAAUGUCAAUUCCGACCGGUACUUCGCCAACCACCCUUUACUCUUACAGCUGGAUAAAUGCUCCGACGUUAGACGGCUAAAAGAAAUACAUGCCCAGAUGUUGCGAAUUGGGCUCUUCAAUGACUCAUAUGCAGCUAGCAAGCUCAUCCAAGUUGCUGCUUUGUCUGACAUAUCAAGCCUGAGCUAUGCCCAGAAAGUGUUCGACCAAAUUCCUCAGCCGAAUCUUUACUCUUGGAAUGCUCUCAUUCGUUCUUAUUCUUCCAGCGAAGAGCCCGUUAACACGCUUUCGAUGUUCGUUCGAAUGCUUUAUGAUGGUGCAGAGUUGCCUAAUAAGUUUACUUACCCUUUUGUGAUCAAAGCUGCUGCAUUGAUUUCAGCUUUACGUUUUGGAAGAGGACUUCAUGCGAUGGUGGUUAAGUCGGAAUCUGCUACUGACUUGUUUGUUCUUAAUGCUUUGGUUCACUUUUACGCUGAAUGUAAGUGUUUGGAUGCGGCAUACCAGGUUUUUCUGAACAUUCCAAAUAGGGACAUUGUAUCAUGGAAUUCUAUGAUUAUGGGGUUUGUCCACGGAGGUUAUGUUGAAGAGUCUUUGGAUUUGUUCCGUGGGAUGGAGGGAGAGAGUAUGAAGCCAAAUGAUGUGACAAUGGUUGGAGUUUUGUCAGCAUGUGCAAAGAAGCUGGACUUGGAGUUCGGUAGGUUUGUGCAUUCAUACAUCAGGAGGCAUGGGAUUAAGGAAAGUUUGAUUUUGAAUAAUGCCAUUCUGGAUAUGUAUGCUAAAUGUGGGAGCAUUAAGGACGCGGAAACAUUGUUUGAUGAAAUGAAGGAGAAGGAUACUAUUUCAUGGACCACUAUGAUUGUAGGAUACACAAGGGUGGGGGAUUUUGAUGCAGCAAGGAGCGUUUUCAGUGCAAUGCCUUGCCAAGAUAUUGGUGCAUGGAAUGCUCUUAUUUCGGCGUAUGAGCAGAAUGGUAAGCCGAAGGAGGCCUUAGCCACUUUCAGUGAAUUGCAGCAGAGCAAGGAGGCAGAACCUGAUUCGGUGACACUUGUUUGUGCCCUAUCAGCAUGUGCGCAACUGGGAGCAAUAGACUUGGGGAGUUGGAUUCAUGUGUACAUUAAGAAACGGCACAUUAAGUUGAAUUGCCAUCUGACUACCUCAUUGAUUGACAUGUAUUCCAAGUGUGGGGAUCUAGAGAAGGCACUUGAAGUAUUUCACUCGAUAGAGUACAGAGAUGUGUUCGUUUGGAGUGCGAUGAUUGCUGGUUUUGCAAUGCAUGGUUGUGGGAAGGAGGCCAUAGAGCUGUUCUCGAAGAUGCAAGAAGCUAAGGUCAAUCCUAACAGUGUUACUUUCACCAAUUUGUUAAGUGCUUGCAGUCAUUCUGGCCUUGUGGGCGAUGGAAAGGCGAUUUUCAAGCAAAUGGAGCCAGUUUUUGGGGUUGUGCCUGAAGUCAAGCAUUAUGCUUGCCUGGUUGAUAUUCUUGGUCGUGCAGGCAACUUGGAAGAAGCCGUUGCUGUAAUAGACAAGAUGCCUGUUUCUCCCGGGGCAUCAGUGUGGGGAGCUCUGCUCGCAGCCUGCAAGCUUCAUGGAAAUGUUGCCAUAGCCGAACAAGCAUGUAACAAUUUACUCGAGUUAGAGCCUGACAACGAUGGAGCAUAUGUGCUUCUAUCCAACAUUUAUGCUAAGUCAGGGAAAUGGGACAAGGUAUCUGCAUUGAGGAACCUGAUGAGAGGUUCUGGAUUGAAGAAAGAACCUGGCUGCAGCUCAAUCGAGAUUGAUGGCGUCAUUCAUGAAUUUCUUGUCGGAGAUAACUCUCACCCUCAAUCUGUCAAAAUAUACUCAAAGUUGGACGAGGUCGCUGCUAGACUGAAAUCUGCUGGCCACGUACCAAAAACAUCGCAGGUGCUGCAACUCGUUGAGGAAGAAGAUGUGCAAGAGCAGGCAUUGAAUCUGCACAGCGAGAAGUUGGCCAUAGCAUUCGGUCUUAUUAGUACAACAAACUCGGCUCAACCAAUUCGAGUUAUGAAGAAUCUCCGAGUUUGUCACGAUUGCCACGCCGUUGCUAAGCUGAUAUCCAAACUGUAUGACAGAGAAAUACUUUUGAGAGAUCGUUACCGGUUUCAUCACUUCAAAGGAGGCCAUUGCUCAUGUAAGGAUUACUGGUGA